UCUAAAGAAAUGACAAAGGAUUCAACAAAAGGUGUACUUAGUGUAUUCGACUUUGUACAAUCCAGAAAGUAUUAUGGACUACAGAUUCCAAUUCCAACUUUAAUGUCAGCCAUUGCAGCCUGGUGGGCAUAUGAGCGUUACCAGACUGACAAAUAUGACCCGAAUGGUCUAAUGCAAGGAAGGAAAUCAGGACUACACUUGAACUUUAUUCCAAAGUAUAGAGUGAUGGUAAAGAGAGAUACCGAUGGUGGAACGAUCAUUCAACUUGACUAUUGGGCAAGAAUUAGAAAGACUGGAAUUGCCGCUGCCUUUGUUACUUAUGGUCUAACUGCAGCUGUUGGUGCUGGUACACUGUCCGUGCAUAUCAUGGAGGCAAAGAGCUUCCUUGGUUCAUUCUGGGAAUGGUUCGAUGGUAGCUACCAAGUGGUCAACGUCGAGAUCCUCGUCAACGAGGAGCGUCAUAGAGGCGAGCUCGUCAAUGACACAGGAAGCUACUCCAACACAACAGUCAACAACAAUUACUACAGCAACAACUAUCAACAACAACAACAACCAGGAGGCCACCCUGGUGCCCCGGGUAUGGUUGCAGUUGGUGGAGUUGGCUAUAUUGACUCAAGUCUCAACAAGGCUGGCGGUUAUGGUGCAGCAGGAACCCAGACAUCUAGUUCAGGAGGUUAUGGAUCAGGUCAAUAUGGUCCUGGAGGUAGCCAGUAUGGAGCAACAGGUGGACAAUAUGGAGCAGGUGGUAGCCAGUAUGGCUCAGGAGGUAGUCAGUAUGGAGCUACUGGUGGUCAAUAUGGUGCUACUGGAGGACAGUAUGGAUCUGGUGGCAGCCAGUAUGGUGCUACUGGUGGACAAUAUGGAGCUACCGGAGGACAGUAUGGUUCUGGUGGUAGCCAGUAUGGCGCUGGUGGCCAAUAUGGUGCUGGAGGACAGUAUGGUGCUGGAGGACAAUAUGGUGCUGGUGGCCAAUAUGGAGCUGGAGGCCAGUAUGGUUCGGGUCAAACAGAUUCUUCCUACUCUGGUAACACAACAUCGUCAUCGGGCAAGACAAGUGCAACUGACCAACUCAAGAAGAUUUAUGGGGGUGACUCGAGUGUCCAAGAUCAAUACUCAAGCCAAUACAAGGAUGCAUCAAAGAGUGCCUUAUCAGGAGCCGGUGCUGGAACUGGAGCAUCCUCCAAUACAAGUGGAGCUCCAUCAGCUUCCGACAUUGACAACCUUAGUGCAGGUUUGAAGUUGGCCUCACUUGCCAAAGGACCGAACGAUCCUACUGCUCCACUACCUCCCCCACCACCCCUCCCAGCAAGACCAUCAUCAACAUCAAUGAACAAACCAAUCAGUGGUUUGGGAAAGGACCAAGCUACAGCUGGAUCAGGAUCAGGAACUGCAACUGGUCAGUCGAGAAGCCGAUCAUCAUCCUCUGAGAACCCCCAGGCCGGUGGUUCAACUGGAGAGCGUCCAUUCCCUACUGCUGUUGAUACCAACGCCAAUGCCAGUGCCAACGCCAACGCCAACACAAUGUUGAAGCCAAGCAAGGCAGAGUUCCAAGAGGGUCAACCAGAGCUAGAGGCACAAAAGGCCGAGUCUGAUGCAUUCAAGCAUGGAGGUCUUGGAUUCGGUUACACCUACGACCAUCUCAAGGACGAGUUGGACAAGAAGUAUGCCGAGAGAAAGGAGAGAUUGCAACAAGCUGAGCUGCAGCAACAGAAGCCAAAGACUGGAAUGGCCACC
Molecule: messenger RNA, 1734 nt
Organism: Acytostelium subglobosum LB1
Lineage: Eukaryota; Evosea; Eumycetozoa; Acytosteliales; Acytosteliaceae
Exons: 3
Source: RefSeq, a predicted model, not a curated record